UAUACAAGUCUCAAAAGGCAAAAUCCAAAGCUCCAUAAUUCCCUGCAGAUUUUUAUCAGUGCUGUUUUUUUCUUUCUUCAUCCAUGGCUUGGUGAGUUUAUCAGCUUGGUGGUACUGUUACUUGAUGGCUUCUUCUUCAGUAUCGAGCUGCUUCCAUUGUUACUCUGCGUCUAAGCACUGGAAUUCCACCACAACCACCCGCUUUGCCUUAUCUUUUUCUCACUAUAUUCCGCAUCAGUACUGUGGAGUUCCUCUUCACAGACGUUGUUCUAGCUCGAGAACAUGGGCCAAGCUUGAGAAAUUCCAAAGUGAUUCUCCUCAGGACAACCCUGAAGAGAGUAGCGCAUCGUCUUCUUCAUACGUUCAGCAAGUGGAAGAAGAAGAGGAAGAAGAUGAUAGUUGCUUGCCUUCGGAUUUGGAGGGUGCUGUCAGGCAGUCAAGUCAAGCGAGUGCCACAUUCGUUUCUUCAGGAGGAAUGAGAGCCAUAGUCGAGCUCUUAAUCCCCCAGCUGCGGUUUCUAGACGAUGAAGGUGCACAAGCUGAACUGUGGGAACUCUCUAGAAUUUUUUUGGAUACUCUCAUUGAACAAACAGGAUGUCAGAGGGUUAAAGCUAUAUUUCCAGAUGCUGGUGCUGCUGCCCUUCUGAAAUAUAAGUGGAAAGAUGCUCCUUUUGCUUUCUCCAGUUUAAGUGAUCGGAAACCUGUGAAGAAUGAAGAUGAAAUUGUUGUCAUGGUUGUUCCUGAUUAUCAGAUGUUGGAAUAUGUAGAGAGAAUUGCAUCUGCCCUCUCAGACGAUCCGCCAAGGCCUCUCAUCAUGUGGAAUCCACGUCUUGUAAGCGAGGAUGUUGGAGUCGGGUUUAAUGUUCGCAAGUUAAGACGUUACUUCCUGAGUUCUUUCACUACGGUUUACUCAAUGAGACCUCUGCCAUCUGGUGCUGUCUUUAGGUGUUAUCCGGGUUCAUGGAAGGUGUUCUAUGAUGACAAAGAAAGACCAAACAGGUACUUACUUGCCAAAGAGCUCAUUAGCCGUCCCGACGCCGAAGAUCUUGAGAUAAUAUUUGGAAGCGUAGAAGAGAAGUCGGAGCAGGGCCCGUCUUUGCUCAGUCAAGCAGCAGGAAUUUUCUCUUCACUGGACAGAUUCAUGAAAGCCAUUUCAAGAUAAUACUCUUUUGUAUCACUUUUUGGAGUCUAACUGGGGCUGAUCAUUAUAUAUAUAUAUAUGAACUGUUGUAAUUUUUUGGCAUGGAGAAGAUGAAAUGAUUUAUAAAAACAAUCAGCAUAUACAUUAUGGUUGAUUGGUUAUAAGUUAUUAGUGUGAAAGUGUUAUCUAAUUAUAAAAAUGUAUCAACCUUCAUUCAAAAAGAAAUUGACAAUUAAUUUCAUUAGUAUAACUCUUUUUUACAGUUUCUUUUUUUUUUUUUUUGGAGCACAGAUGAUGUAACUAAAGCCAUGUACAGGCAUGAGUAAAGCCUUUAAUUUAGGUA
This is a messenger RNA of Carica papaya (papaya), 1484 nucleotides long. RefSeq names its product DUF1995 domain protein, putative (DUF1995). Lineage: Eukaryota; Viridiplantae; Streptophyta; Magnoliopsida; Brassicales; Caricaceae. The record is from RefSeq and is a predicted model, not a curated record.